CACACACACACACACCACCUCGCACUUGCACUCUAUCGAAACAGCUACAUUUGCACACUUGAACUAGAUCUCUUACUGAGCCAAAGCUGAGGGAGAGCAAAUUAUAGAUACAAACACACACACAGACACACACACAUUGUGAUUCAAAUAUUUAAACACUCACAUAAACACAAACACUCAAACUUUGAGAUACAAACACAUACACAUUUACAUACUUGAGGAAAAUCACACACCCACACACUCAAACACACACAGACAUACACACACACACACACACACACCGGAGCCGGAGACCCAGAGGAAAAAUGAGCCGGACUGUGCCACACUGGGCGGCUCUUGGCGCUGCAAAGAAAGGAACAAGUGCACAGCUCGAGCUCUCAGCGGCCGUGACGGGUCUGAUGGCCCCUCGCGACGCCCUCCGCCGCUUCCUCCUGCUGAAAUAUAUCCAGACGCUGCUGCUGCCGCUGGGCAACGAGCUGCUGCUGGCCGUGGGCGCUCUGGCCAGCCUCUACACCCUCCUGCUGCUCUCCUCGCCGCGCGUCUCCCGCAAGGCUUCCGUCGUGCUGCUGGGCCAGCUGGCCAGGGCCGACGGCCUGCUGCUGCUGCGCUGGGGCCUGGGCCUCGAGUCCGGUCUCGGGCUGGGCGACCUGAGGCUUUCACUGGGCUGCGUCGGGCAGGCGAGCCCCUGGAUCGUGCGGGGCCUGCUGCCCGAGGCCCACCACCUGGCCAGUUUGCUGCUGCUGAGCUGCGUCAGCCUGGAGGCGCUGCUGGUGAGCCACUGGGCGGCCGAGUCGCGCCACGUGCGGACCACGCACCACGCCAGACUCGCCUGCGCCCUCAUUUGGACCGGAGUGGCGCUGCAGCUGGGCUUACAGGUGGUGGGACGCUGCUCGCGGGACUCAAACUCGGACGCAGACGGGGGGCUAAUCGGGCGCUUCCUGCAUGUCUGUGCUACUCUGGCUCCACUCUCGCAUGCGCUGAUGCAAGGCCUACAAGGGCUGCUCUGGGUGGGGAACACUUGGGUGCUUUAUACGGUAUUUUACCGUAAGACACAGAAGGGAAAGAGCUGUUUCCACUAGAGCUCUUCCCCUUUUUUGGGCGUAGCCAAAACAAACAAGCUGGAGUAGGAUGGAUUGUAUUUAUGCUAUUUAUACUGUAUGUCUUCUGUUAAAGUCGUGGUUUGUUUUGUAUUUAUCGAGCUGAGGAGUUGAAGGUAUUGUGUGCCUGGAUCUGUGUGUGAAGGAUGAUUUGUCUCUCUCCAGGCAUUAAUGGAAAAACUGAUGUCAUCUGCCUGGCAUUCACUUUGUUAAGAGGAGAGCGAGAGAGUGAGAGUGAUGCGUGCGUGUGUGUGUGUGUGUGUGUGCUUGUGU
Sardina pilchardus (European sardine) is the source of this 1370-nucleotide messenger RNA. RefSeq lists its product as uncharacterized. The record is from RefSeq and is a predicted model, not a curated record. Bases 306 to 1079 code for a protein of 257 amino acids. The transcript has 2 exons. NCBI's taxonomy places the organism in Eukaryota, Metazoa, Chordata, Actinopteri, Clupeiformes, Clupeidae.